AUAGCGACCGAGCUUGACUACAGGGGGAGAACCGCACACAGCCGCUUAAAGCAAAAGACAACCUUUAAAAAGACAAACGAAAAAGAAGCAAAUCACUUUUUAGGAAAAUUGCCGAGAAGUUCAGGACGUGACGGAAAUGCAUCGACAACACGAGAAAAUAUGUGGACUCGCUCGUGUGGACUAACUAACUGUUUACGUUGCCAUACAACGAGCUAACAGGCUAGCAGAGUUUUCGCUAAAACAUGGUGGGGCGACAAAAACUCCAGACGGGCACAGAUAUUCCUUAAUCUUGAUGCUGAAAAAUUAUUACUUUAUGCUGCUUUCUUUUCUACACGAAUUUUAUUUUUGGGAGUUUAAACUUGGUCUCUAACUUAUUUCUUUGACGAAAACUCGAGUACGACCCUCGAAAGUUUUUUUUUUGCUCCAGUUAACGUCCAUUGAGCUCUACUGGAAGAGGAUGGUCGAUUAAUCUGAUUGAUUAAUAAUGUACAAGAAACGAGGAAUUUCUUAUCAUGAACACAACAGCACUGGGAAAGUUACGCGGAUUCAGAGCAUCACACCCUCAUCCAUUCAUUUAACAUUAUUCACGCGAGAAAACAAUGCUCUAGGUUGGCUGUAGGAAUUUUGGAAUUCGUUGGAUUAACGUGGAAAAUAUGGAUUAAAACUCUAUCUGUGGUUAAUGAAUGGCACUUGCUUUAUGCAUUGGGUUUAAAUUCGGACUACUUCAGGCAAAGCAACACAUGGUUUGCUUCCAGAUCAAUUUAGAAGACUUACAGAAAAAAUUACAUGGAGACUAGUUGGUCAUGCCAAGGAAGGAGUUACCAUUGCCAGAGGGUUGGGAAGAGGCCCGAGAUUUUGACGGGAAGGUCUAUUAUAUAGAUCAUAUAAACCAAACCACCAGCUGGAUUGACCCAAGGGAUAGGCAGACUAAACCGCUGACUUUCGCCGACUGUAUUGGAGAUGAGCUGCCUGUGGGUUGGGAGGAGGCCUAUGACCCCCAUGUUGGAGCCUAUUAUGUGGAUCACAAUACCAAGAGCACCCAGCUGCAGGAUCCACGGGCCCAGUGGCAGCAUGAGCAGGAGCUUAUGUUGCGGGACUAUCUCGGUGUGGUCCACGAAGCAUUGACCGCCCAAAAAGAGAUCUACCAAGUCAAAGAGCAGCGGCUUCAUCUGGCCCAGCAGGAGUAUCGGCAGCUAAAUGAUGCUUGGCGGGACAAGUCCACCUCGCAGACCAGCUUAAAUUCCAGGUCCUCAUCAAGCAGUAAAUAUGACCCUGAAAUCCUCAAAGCGGAGAUUGUUACAGCCAAAAGCCGGGUAAAUAAGCUGAAAAGAGAUUUGGCUUUUAUGAGACAAGAACUGCUUUAUAAGGAGCAAGGCUUUGAGACGUUGAAACAAAUUGAUCACAAAGUGUCCAAUUCGUCACCCGGAUACAAACUGCAGGAUGCCCAGGUCAUCCUAAAGGAGGUGAAGAACAUUAAAGAUGCCAUCAGCUCCGGGGAGAAGGAAAAACAGGAACUUAUGCAGAAACUGGCUGUGCUAAAAGAUGCAUUCCAGUUAGACUACGGUUCCCAGUCUGAUCUAUGGGCCAGCAAUCCGUCUCUGGCCAACUCGAACCUCUCCCUGCCUCCGGUGUACUCAGACGCUGAAUCUCAAACAGAUAUACCUGUUGAGUUUGUAUCAAACUCAAAUAAACUGGCUGAGAAGGUACGACUGAGCCUGAAAUAUGAGGAAGCAAAAAGAAGGAUUGCAAAUAUUGAGGUCCAGAUUGCCAAGCUGGACAGCGAGGCAUGGCCGGGCCUGCUGGACCCGGAGAGGGAUCGCUUAAUCCUCAUCAAUGAAAAGGAAGAACUGCUAAAAGAACUGCAAUAUGUUAACCCGCGCAAGCGCGCACCCAACGAUGCAGAGAAGAUCGAGUCGGAGAAAAAACGACUUGAGAAGGACCUGCAGGCUGCACGGGACAACCAGAGUAAAGCAUUGACCGAGAGGUUAAAGCUGCACUAUAAGAGAAGCAAACUAGUGAAGGAACUCGAAGAGACUGUGAGGACGGCAUCUUCCCUGCACACCCAGCUAAAGAGCUUAUCAGCCAGCACGCUGUCAUGUUCGUCAGGGAGCAGCCGCGGCUCGCUGACCUCCAGUCGAGGGUCCCUGGCCACCUCCAGCAUGGGCUCCACCUCCUCCCUCAGCUUCACUGAUAUCUACCUGGAACAGCCUGAGCUGGGCGACCCCGACUUUCAGAACAAAAUGGACUCCAUUCUGCAGGAGGGAAGCAAUUCCGGCUACAGGCCGUCCAGCUCCAUUACCACCAUUCACGAGAACGAGGUCUCCUCCUGCAGGCCUGGCAACGGUGGGGCCGGGGUCGGCCAGCGAGCGCAGGCUCUGCGGCCGUCUGAGACGCCUCACUCCAUGAGUUCCCUGUCGCCGCGUUCCUCUUUGUCUUCCCUCUCUCCUCCCUGCUCGCCCCUUAUCACAGACGCUUCCUUCUUGUCGGGAGAGGCCUUCUCUGGUCCGGCCUCACAGAUGGACUUGGAUCUGCAGACCAGACUGAUGGAUUUAAGGCUUAAUGAAAACCAGGAACAGGCUGACAACAAACAAGACAGCAUUAUGGUCACAGUAGAGGCUUCAAAAGAUGGUGUUACGCAAACGAGGGCGUCGGGACCCGGACCAAAGAAGGUGGGCGUAACGUCGGCCGUGUCUGACGAAUCGGUAGCGGGAGACAGUGGGGUGUAUGAGCCCUCGGAGAAGAGGCCGGGACUUCCUGCCGAGCAGCUUCUGGGUUUUGAUGAUGGGAGCUCGGUGAGCAGCUCUCAGAUCAAACUCGGCCUGAAGUACGAGGCGAAGGAGAAGAGGUUCACAGUGUUCGUCAUCCAGAUCACCAACUGCAGCGCUCUCUCCCUGCCAGCCAACCAGAACAUAUAUGUUCGUGUGGCGGUGCUGCCGUGCUCGGAGCCCAUCCGCUGUCUCUUCCGUACCCGCAGUGCUCUUCCACAGGAGUGUUUAGAGCUCAAGGAGGUGUUCGGCCUGCAGAUGUCAUCCAGUGCUAUCAGACAAAAGACCUUGCGUAUUGACAUCUGCACCACCAGCAAAUCUGGCCGUGAAGACUGUCUGGCUGGAGCUCAGAUCAGUUUAGCCGAUGAGGAGUUUUCAGAGGAGUGGUGCACCAAGUGCUACAAUCUUCUGAACUACUUGUACCUGCCGGAAAUGGAUGGAAAGCUCAAUGACCAGGAGACCUCCAAUCAGCUGAGAUCAGUUGCCAGCAGCUCAGAGAACACAGUUGUACACCUGGACAACACUCCUUUAGAGGACUGGUCUGGAGAGGUGUUAGAGACUGAUGUGUUUGAGGAUGAAGUCGGCAGUGAUGUUGAGGAGGAUGAAGACUUUUAUCCUGAUGACUGCCAGUGGGAGCAGGGGGAGGAGCCGGUGAAACCUGAACCAACAGCUGUCAUAACGGAAAAGGUUAAUAAAGAGACAAGUGUAGACGGUCUCCCUCAUUCUGGAUCUGUGGUCCGGCCCAAAGAGAGACGGCAUGACGUCCAUCAGCAAAACCCUUUCAUGCGUGGGAACACCAUCAUCCGCUCCAAGACAUUUUCUCCUGGACCACAGAGCCAGUAUAUCUGCAGGAUCAAUCGCAGCGACAGUGACAGCUCCACCCUUUCUAAAAAAUCCCCGUUUGUCCGGAAUGCCUCAGAGAGACGCAGCGUUCGAAUGAAGAAGCCACCCAUGCAGGCCAAAGGUCUGGAUGGUCUGCUCCGUACCUCUCUAGAUCUGGAGCUGGACCUGCAGGUCACCCGUACACGGCACAACCGUCUGAACGAGGAUCUGCGUGUGCUGCGGGAACUAAAGGAACAGCUGGAAAAGGCCAGACAGCAAGGCCAGCGCACCCUUCCCACGUGGGUGCAAGAGGACGAACGUUUUCGACUUCUGCUCAAACAGGCAGAGAGACAGACAAAGGAAGAGCAGCUACAGGAACAGAGGGUGGAGAAGAUGAUGCGGGCAGCAGCUAAAGAUGUGCACAAGAUCCGCGGGCAGAGCCUCAAAGAGGUCCCUGGAGUCCAGUCUUUCAGAGAGAAGAUGGCCUUCUUCACCAGAGCGAAGAUAAACGUUCCCGAUCUACCAGCCGAUGACGUGUAGGGGACCUCAAGUAUUUUCGUCUGAACUGCUGUUUCCAUGGAAACAAAACUGACGUCUGGCGGUAUUAUGAAGAAUUGCGUGAGAAAGUGUACGUUGGACAAGAAAUGUCAUUUUGAAUCACUGGGUUAAAACUCUCAAAACUGAAAUUGUAUAGAUCCACGUGUCUUAUUCUUGGUUUUAAUGCUAGAUUUCUUUAUUUUUUUGUACUGUCACGUCAUUCUGUUACUAAUAAGAGUAUGUCUGUAUCUGUACUAGGUAUUUUAGCCGUCUUUCAUAAACACCAUGUCUUUUUAAAAAUACGUUUGAAACAUGCUGCUCUGCCGAUGGGGCAGGACUGAGCACUGUAACUCUCGAUGAUGUGAAUACAAUAACUUACGGUACUACUUCUGUUUAUAGCACAAGGAUUCAGAAAUCAGUAUAGUACUUUACGUCGCCGUGACAAAACCGAUUGGAUUAAUUCCUGCUACGCCGACAAACGUAUUCUGUUCACAUUUACGUUCGAUAGUCUGAAGUUUUUAUUUUGCAAAUGUGUACACCGUUGUUAGCAAGCAUGAAACUAAAGCAUGACAGAUAACUAGACUGGUUAUUAGAUUAAGUAGAUUGCUAACAUAUCUCUGUGUUCGUUUCGGUAGCUGCACAUGAAAACAAGACACACGUUCGUUUUUCCAAAUGGUUUUAAUAUGAUGUAGAAACUGCACUUAGAUUCACAGACUCUCAGGUAGAAUAACAGAUAGUUAAUGCACUUUAAUAGAAAUCAAAAAAGGCAUUGAUGUAGAGAAUAAGAACAUCUUUUGAGGUUUAUUAGCUUUCCAUCAUAUUUUUCACAAUGAUGUUUUAAUUCGAUGUUAUCCCAAAACAGAUUAGCUUCAAGCUACAAGCGCAGGUGUAAUUGUAGUUUAUGUGAAUAAUAAUCUUUCAUUCAGGUAAAGCUUAUAGUACUAAUACUGUUGAAACGAAACAAUACUGAAGAAGCCUAUAGUUUGUUUAGGCGAAUCUCAAAUCAAAAAAAGGAUUGAUUUGCAUUGUGAAAUAUGAUUUUAAUGACAUUUAAUCACAAUUACCCCCAAUUUCAUAGUGAAAAUCUGGUAAAACUGUAGUAGGGUAAUACAAAUCAAGUUAAUAUAAAAAUUAAAUCUGCAUAAAUAAAUGUAGUUUAGUGCUGGGCAAAGAUUAAUCGCGAUUAAUCGCAUACAAAAUAAAAGUGAUUUUUGGCAUAAUAUAUGAGUGUGUGCUGUGUGUAAUUAUUAUGUAUAAAUAAAUACACACACAUUCAUGUAUGUAUUUAAGAAACAUUUACAUGUUUAUAUAUAUUUAUUUAUAUUUUUAUAUAUUCUAUAUUAAAUAUAAAUAAAAAAAUUGAUAUAUAAAUAAAACAAUUCUGAAAUUAAUAUAUGAAUGUGUGUGUGGUUAAAUAUACAUAAUAAUUAGACACAGUACACGCACAUAUAUUAUGCAAAAAAUCACUUUUAUUUUGUAUGCGAUUAAUCGCGAUUAAUUUCUGCCCAGCACUAAGUUUAAUACCUAAAUGAGGGUAUGCAUACAGUGCACAUGACGAAAAUUUCGUCAUCACAAUAGUACGCACGCACUUGUAUGUGCAUCGUCGUUUUUUUUUUACUUUUCAUGCAUAUGUGCAUAGAGGAAAAUUUUGUAUGUAGCCCAGGAGAUGCGUUGCAUUUUGUCGCAAUGCGCAUGCGUGGGACGUCUGUGUACACGAACGAGUCGCAUAAACGAAGCUUUGCAAGGUUGUGUGUUCGACGUACACGUAAUAAAACAAUCUAUACUCCGGGCUUUACAGUCUACAAAUGUAUAAUUUUCUGUGUGAAGCAUAGUAGGCUUUUGGAUAUUGGGGAAAAUGUUAUGAAAUAAUACUACGAUGCAAAUAAUGCGCCUACAGAUUCGCCUUCUUUCGAUUUUGAAAUGAAAUGGAAACAGUAGCCUGUUUAUGAAUCAAACAAAUAGGAAGCACAUUUUAAACUGGAGCACGAUCAUCUCAAACACAUCUAGGUCACUGCAGAGGCACAGUUCGUGAUUCCCAACUUUCCCCGUAAACACUUAAUAAUGUAUCGCACCCACUGCAGACAUCCAAUCAUAUAAUGUUUGGAUAUCGUGCAUAAUGAACAAAUGGUGGCAUUGACAUGUAAAUGAGCACUAUUAACCAUAUCAAAAUGGAUUUUCCUCAUCAGCUCUGCAAAUCUUGUAUUUUGGUAAUAGAUGACUAUGAUUGUUAUUCUGUCCCAUGCGAUUCUGAUUCUUUUUGACCUUCGUGAGCAAAAUUGGAUGUUUGAAUGUAGCACUUUAAAAAAAGCCCCAAUUCACACAACCUUUUUACUUACAUUAUUAUAAAAUCAGGUUUUGGCCACAUUUCAAUGUUACAUUAAAUCUCACAAUUGAUCUUUACUAAAUUAGCGCUUUCUGUGGCACAGUUCAUGGGCCGUGCUCACAUUUGAGGUCUUUACACUUCUUUAAACGAAUGAUAUCCUCCUAUUUAUAAAGCCUCAGUAAAACAUCAAAUGCUCAACCUCAAAGCAAUUAUUUUUUGGUGAUUUAAAGCAGACAGCAAAGCAUGUUUUCAUUCAAUGUAAUAAUAGCAAUAUAAGCUAUACUACAUUGCAUAGAAAUACUGGACUUGACUACCUGGGCCAUGUCAUAUUAAUGUUUUAAAAAUCCAGCAAGGAUUACUACUCCAAAAAACAGUCUCUUGCUCCACCCUGUGGUGUAAACACUAAUACAAUCCAAUAAGAAAUGAAUGUCUGAUUCAUCGUAUGCCAUUUAUCAACACAAUAAAUGUCUUGAAUUGUUUUUCCAGUUGCAAUGCAGUUGUCUUGCAUGUGAACAUGAUUUAGGACUUAACAUAAUACAUCUGUGCAGUUUAUUUUUUUUUGCAGUUUAGAAUAUUUAUUUUAUAAGAUGGCGUACUAUAACAACAUUUAGGCCUGACUAAAAUGCUGUCCCAAAGCCUUAAAUUUAGCCAAAUAUCUAUAAUUCACUAAUUUGUUGCUCUUGUACUGUGUUUCAUAUUUUCUUGUUCUUUAUUUCAGUUCAUUUAUGAGUAUUUGUUCUUUUCUUUGUCUCGCAUCUCUAUUGUAUUGUUUUUACAUUGUAGCACCGAUAGUAAACUGCCAAACGUAGACUCCUGUUGGCUACAUCCUAGCUCAGUUUAAACAGGUGCUGUGUGAUGUGAAUUCUUCUCACAUGGGCAUUUUAAUGAUACAGUUUUAUUAUUUUUACCAGAGCCUUUCAGAUUUACUGUGUUUUACCCAUGUUUUAGGAUUUUGAAUUGUUUCAUUUGAAUGUAAGAGAAGCGGUGUGUCCCCUUCAAACAUGAUGUACGUGUAUGUAUGUAAUGCUGUAGAAUGUAAACCGUUUUACCUGGAAACACCACAAUUGAUCUUAUUAUGAGAGUACUCGAACAAGAGCAAACAAGUCUUAUGUUGUCACUAUAGUAUGCUAUCGUACAGUACAUUGUGUAUGGUUGUAUGGAGAAAGAAUUGUUUUGAUUGUGUGCUCUUCAACUAUCCAAUCUGAGUUUUUAUUCAUUCAUACGUCAUGUAAGACUUGUCAUAAUUAAUCAGUAGGUGAAAACGCUGUCACAUGAAUAAUUUGUUGUGUUAUUGUUCACAGUAGGACUUUUAUUUUGGAAGCCCCGGUGCAUUUUUUUGUUAUCUUAUUGUAAUGAACCUGAUCUGAUCACAGAGAUGGUUUGAGAAGUACAGCUUGAAUUUGUUGCACUUUUGUGAUUUGGGUUUGCUGUCUUUUCUUUUUUUUCUUUUGAGACUUCUGAAAGCUGUGAAUUUUAUCAUCGACACUGUACUGUCAACGAGAAUUGUAAAUAUAUCACCAGCACAAGAAUAUGUUUUGUAGUUUCACAACAAAUAUAAAUAUGUUCCUCUCUUCUAA
Molecule: messenger RNA, 8024 nt
Organism: Paramisgurnus dabryanus
Lineage: Eukaryota; Metazoa; Chordata; Actinopteri; Cypriniformes; Cobitidae
Gene: wwc1
Product: WW and C2 domain containing 1
Biological process (GO): cell migration; regulation of hippo signaling; negative regulation of organ growth
Cellular component (GO): cytoplasm
Molecular function (GO): molecular adaptor activity; kinase binding
Source: RefSeq, a predicted model, not a curated record